AGGGUGCUGCGGCAAAUUGUGCAGUCGCUGUGGUACAUCCGCUGGAUGACCGUGCUCCUCCUCCUCUUCAUCCUCAUCUCCUCCGUACUCGCGUACUACUUCUUCUCGCCAAACCCGGACGAGCCAAACUUUGUGAACCUUGAGAAGAGCUUUGUGAACCUCUUUGUCCUCGUCACCACCGCAAACUACCCAGACGUCAUGAUGCCGGCGUUUACGUAUUCAAGCUAUGCGCCGAUCUUCUUCGUGCUGUUCCUGAUUCUCGGCCUCUACACCAUCUCCAACAUCUUCCUCGCCUUUGUGUUUGACUUCUACCAGGUGACGGAGAAGCGCAAGUACCGCUCGAUCUUCCUGCACCGCCGCCAGGCCGUGCGCUUGGCGUACGACCAGGCCCUGCAGGCCGAUGAGGGGGGCAUCAACCUUGCAGCAUACGAGCGGAUCGUGCGGCGCUACGAUCCGCGCAUCAAGCAGCGCGACAUCGUCCUCUCCUUCAACAUGCUCGACAGGACCAUUGACGGGUAUGUGAGCAAGGAGGAGUUUUACCGCUUCUUUGAGGUGUGCGAGCUGCGAUGGCGCAUUGAUUACAUCAAGACCAUUGGCCACGAGUACACAUACGCCCCGACCAAAGGCUGGUCCAAAUGGAGACUCAAGAUCCGCGAGCUGGUGUCGUACCGCCUGUUUGACCACUUCAUCAACUCUGUCAUCUUGGCCAACCUCAUCUACGUCGUGGUGGAGGCUGCACUCCACUCGGGACCCGAAACCCCUGUGAGCAAGUAUCAGCUGCUGUUUUCGUUCUUCUUCUUGUUCGAAGUCAUCAUCAAACUCAUCGGCUUUGGUUCAAAGGCGUACUUCCAAGAUGGGUGGAACAUGUUUGACUUUGUGAUUGUGACGGUGAGCGUGUCGCUGGCUGUGAUUGAGUUGGCGGCGAACCAAUCGGACAUUGGCAUCUACAUCACCAUCGCACGUGCAUUCCGCCUCGCCCGAAUCUUCAGGACACACAAGACGUUCAAACAGAUUGUGGAAGUGAUUGUGUACUUGUACCCGAAAGCGGCCCGCUUCUUCAUUGCGCUGCUGUGCGUCUACUACUUCUUCGCAACCAUCGGCAUGGCAGUGUUCCAUGACACCGUGUCGCAGUGUGACAAUGACGAGUGCCCCGUGGGACCGUGCGACAAUGGCACGUGCGACACACGCACGUGCCACCUGGACAACUAUCUUGUCCGUAACACAUCCAUUGGUGGGCUCAACUUCCAGCUCAUGUCCUUCGACAAUGUCCUCCUUGCGUACAACACGCUCUUCAUGCUCAUGGUCGUCAACAACUGGCAAAUCACGAUGGAGGCGCACGUGUGUGCAACAAACCAAACCGCUUCGCGCGUGUUCUUCUUCGUCUAUUAUCUCCUCACCGUUAUUGUCGUCAGCAAUGUCGUCGUUGCAUUCGUCCUCGACGCUUUUCAAGUGUUGUAUGACAAGCGAACGUCGAAAGACCCGGAUUCGUCAAACUACAAGCUGCGGGUGCUGGAGGUCUCUGUUCCGCGAAGCGUAGCAGCCGAGUUCUUGUCUGAAGACAACCCUGCGCUGCAAUCGGAGAUUGUGCACUUCCGCGCAGUCAAGAAGGACACGGCACUCUACGACCUCCUCUAUGCAAACGACUUGAAGGAUUGGAUACGGGAGGAUCAAAUGUCCUCUGGCGAAGUUCGCGUGGAGAUGGAGGACCUGUUUGUGCCACUUGACGUGCUCGCACUCGAAUAAUCACAAACAGGAAUCGCAGCUGUUAUUUGCUUGUGUGAACUUGUAGUUGUGUCUGUAUGUGUAAUGCGUAUGUGUGCGCAUCGCACUUUGCUUUCUGGAAUAGGUCUUCUUGAACUUGCUGUUGUGCAUUUGGAAAAACGUUCAUUUCAAUGCAUGUCACAUCAAAUGAAACAACAACAACAACAAC
Messenger RNA from Salpingoeca rosetta, 1930 nucleotides. RefSeq lists its product as uncharacterized. Gene Ontology annotation, molecular function: voltage-gated channel activity; monoatomic ion channel activity. The record is from RefSeq and is a predicted model, not a curated record. Lineage: Eukaryota; Choanoflagellata; Craspedida; Salpingoecidae. The coding region runs from base 46 to 1743 and encodes 565 amino acids. The transcript is spliced from 16 exons. Gene Ontology annotation, cellular component: endosome membrane; lysosomal membrane. Gene Ontology annotation, biological process: transmembrane transport; monoatomic ion transport.